CCCCAGCUUCCUGCUGUCACGGGCCAAGGUCUUUCUGAGAGCGAGAGGCUUGCGUUUGACGAGCUGGUCAUGGACUUCGAUCUGGAUGACGAUAUCGUUUCCGUUCCCGCCGAAGUUCCUUGCAGCGCCGCUACCAUUGCUUCUCUCCCCACUUCAGACACUACCACAUUGAAGCCUACCGUGGAGAUGUCUGCCGUCAGCGACUCUGCCGACCACACCUCUAUCAACUUCUCCUACGCCGGCUUCUUGGCGCCCGACAAUACUCCUUGGUAUAGCGCGCCUCAAGCCCAGGUCGGAAACGAGGCCGCCUUUGUGGGGAACGAGAACGUUGGCUGGGGCGUGUGUGGUACGGAGGAGAUGGAAACGAGCAAUGCGGGUUCUUGGGGAGCUAUCGAGUCUCCUUUCAACACCACACCCUUCGGCGACUCUUUCACCCCGGUCGCGGAUGAGGCUGCCGACUGCGGUAUGCGGGGACUGUGGAACUGA
This is a messenger RNA of Cryptococcus wingfieldii CBS 7118, 486 nucleotides long. RefSeq lists its product as hypothetical. The annotation marks the transcript as partial. NCBI's taxonomy places the organism in Eukaryota, Fungi, Basidiomycota, Tremellomycetes, Tremellales, Cryptococcaceae. The record is from RefSeq and is a predicted model, not a curated record. The transcript has a single exon.